AUGAUUGCUAUGAAUGCUCAUCCUUUUAUUGAACUAACUCGGACGUUAGCUACUUUAAAAAACACAGGAAAAUGUGGUAAACUAUUAGGCAAAUUAUUAUCAAUAUUAGCAAAAGAAAAAACUCCUAAAUGGGUUAUUGAUAAUUGGAAUCAAAGUGGACUCAAAUGGAGUGAUUUGAUAAAUUCUGAAUGUGAAAAAGUUGACUUACUUGAAAAGUACAACCUAGAAUUUGUAGUUAAAGGCAUCAAUAAUAAUUGUGGAAAAUUGUCUGAGAACAAGAUGACAUUAGAACAGAUAUCAGAAUAUCUUCUGAAAUUAUUAAAGGAAGAAAAUUUUGACAAUAUUACAAGUUGGAUAUCUUUGAAUGUUGGUCAACAAUCAAAACAACCUCAAUUUGUCAGAUGCCUUGUAACUGACAUUCUUAAAACCUCUAUUGAAGCCAUUGACGAAUCAUGGAGACUAAAAUCAGAAACGUUUUGCAAGUUAUUACCUUUAAUAACUAGAUAUGUUGAUGCUAAACGUGAUCUAGAACUUCAAUGUCUUUAUGCUAUUCAAUCGUACAAUCACGAAUUAAUGUAUCCACAAGGCAUAUUAUCUAAAAUAAUUGACCAUUUGUGUGACCAAUAUGUAUUGUCAGACGAUGCAUUCAUUGAAUGGGGGAAAACUGAAAAUCCAAAUGAAAGAAAUGGACAUGCAGUUGCGAUAAAAACACUUACAUCAUUUUUUACUAAACUACGUGAAGCAGAACGCGAUGAUUCUAGCGAAUGAAAAAAAAAUUCAUUGUGUGUACAAAAAGAUUCUGAAAAACUCUGUUAUCUGAUACAAAUUCCAUACUAUACAAAUGAAUAUAUUGUGACGUGUGGCCUCAACUAAUGAAAUAAUUAUUAAUUUGAAAGCGUGAUCAUAAAUGUAGCAUGAAUUUAUAAUUGUCAUGAAAAAUGCCCGGA
Chelonus insularis is the source of this 947-nucleotide messenger RNA. RefSeq names its product eukaryotic translation initiation factor 4 gamma 3-like. The record is from RefSeq and is a predicted model, not a curated record. The transcript has 4 exons. Gene Ontology annotation, molecular function: protein binding. Bases 1 to 768 code for a protein of 255 amino acids. NCBI's taxonomy places the organism in Eukaryota, Metazoa, Arthropoda, Insecta, Hymenoptera, Braconidae.